AUGAUGACGCUGGACAAUACCACGGUGUACAAUUACAGCAACUACGCCGCUUCUAGCUUCAACAAAGUCUCCGCCAUCUCGACCGUCGGCACGGCGUGUACUAUUCUGUUCGCCGUAGCGAAGCCGCCGGUCGCCAAGUUCUCCGAUGUCGUUGGCCGUGCGGAGGCGUACUGCUUCACCGUUUCCUGCUAUGUCCUCGGCUACAUUCUCAGUGCUUCCAGCAAAUCUUUCGGGGUGUAUGCUGGCGGUCAAGUUUUCUACACCAUUGGUAAGACUGGCACUAAUAUCAUGAAUGACAUCAUCAUUUCUGAUAUUACAUCGAUGAGAUGGAGAACAUUUGCGCUCAGCUUCCUCUUCUUUCCGUUCUUGAUCAUCCCUUGGGUGUCUGCUUUUAUCACGGAGGCUGUCAUUGGGGGAAUAGGAUGGAGAUGGGGAAUCGGCAUGUUCGCCAUACUAAUGCCCUUCUGUGCCUCUUUCAUCGUCAUCCCUCUCCUCUACUUCCAGCGCAAGGCGAAGAAAAGCCACAUCAUCCUCACUCGCAAGAUGUCUGUGGCCAGCUUCUGCUCCCUAAUCGAUCUCGGGGGCUCCUUUCUUCUCUGCGCAGGCCUGGCCAUGUUUCUUCUACCAUUUACUCUAGCAGCUACCACGACAAAUCGCUGGUCCACCCCUUACAUCGACGUCUUGAUCGCCUUAGGAGUCGUUACCCUUAUCGCUCUGGUCCCGUACGAGAAAUACGUCGCAAAACACCCGAUCCUGCCCCCCCACUACUUCAAGAAUAGCACCAUCAUUCUGUGUGGCCUGAUUGGGGCGUUCGAUACCAUGGCCUUCGGAGCCACGCACACGUAUCUCUACGCUUGGUCUACUAUCGUGCACAACUUCGGGCCACGUGAUGCAACAUUUUUGCAGUACACGAACGGCGUAUGGCAGUUCUUCGUCGCCAUGAUAAUUGGCCUCGUCAUCGGUAAGCUUCGCCGAUACAAAUGGUUCGUCGUCGCGGGCGCCUGCGUCCGCUUCAUCGGGUACGGCCUCAUGGUUCGCUGGCGCGGAGCCUCCAAUUCCAUCGCUGAGCUUUUCGUUGUACAGUCCAUCCAAGGCAUCGGAGACGGCUUGAUCGUGAUCGUUAUCAUCGUCGGAGCGCAGAUUGUCGUGCCACAUGCUGAGAUGGCGCAGGUAACGGCAGUGAUGCUGCUGUUUCAGUUCGUGGGCAGCUCCAUUGGGACGGCGAUCGCGGGCGGGAUUUACACUGGGACGUUUAAGGACCGGCUGAGAGCGAGGCUGGGAGGGGAUGCAAGUCAGUCGGUCAUUGAUGCUGUGUUUAACUCGAUUACGAAUGGGAUUCCGCCGGAGGGAAGUGCUGAGAGGGUUGCUGUUGGGCUAGCUUACUCCGACGUCCUACGAUACAUCAGUUACGUGGCACUCGGCGUCUCAGUCCUGAUUCUGGGCAUGGCAAUCUUCCUGCCAGAUCUAUACCUUCGCGAGGGCCACAAUCUCGUCGCUGCCGCAGACGCCGACGACGAGCGCCUCGAGCACAGUACCACCGACUAGAGUGCGCACCCCGCUCCAACAACUACGAACAAAAAGUGAAAGAAUUUUCCAAUUUUGUGCGCCUGUACUCCACAUAUAGUAGAAUAAAGGCCACAUAUAUUACCCAAUUAUAUUCCCUCUCCGAUGAUUAUUUCUCUUGUUUCCUGUAUGUGUCCGUUCGCACACUUCCACCUCGAAGGUAAACGAGAGCGUUAGAUAUGCUACGACCUCUUCUUAACGUGCUAAAACAGACUCCAAACA
This is a messenger RNA of Mytilinidion resinicola, 1785 nucleotides long. RefSeq names its product MFS general substrate transporter. The coding region runs from base 1 to 1545 and encodes 514 amino acids. Lineage: Eukaryota; Fungi; Ascomycota; Dothideomycetes; Mytilinidiales; Mytilinidiaceae. The transcript has 6 exons. Gene Ontology annotation, molecular function: transmembrane transporter activity. Gene Ontology annotation, biological process: transmembrane transport. The record is from RefSeq and is a predicted model, not a curated record.